Eimeria mitis is the source of this 678-nucleotide messenger RNA. RefSeq lists its product as uncharacterized. The transcript has 2 exons. The record is from RefSeq and is a predicted model, not a curated record. Lineage: Eukaryota; Apicomplexa; Conoidasida; Eucoccidiorida; Eimeriidae. Bases 1 to 678 code for a protein of 225 amino acids.
AUGGUAGGUAGCGGCAUCCCCGAGCGCAUGCUGGCAGUGGCAGAAACAGGGUCAUUCAGGAGAUGUAUAGGCGACAUCGACGCGAGGGCCAGUGGCACUUCAACAUCUCCCCUUCAGUACGCGCGCUCCAGUAUCCUUACAGUAGCCUCACUUCUAGAAGCUAAUAUUAGUGGCAAUGACGACGAAGGUCCCAAGGCGAAGCAAUCUGCAGAAGUAGAAGAGCAGCAUGCUACGAUGAAGCAAUAUGUGGCACAGGGGGUGCAGCAUGUCAAGGUGAAGCAAGCUGUGGAAAGAGGGGGCCAGUAUGCCACGGUAAAAAAAGCUGUGAAUGGAAGAGAUGAGCGUCCCGUCCCCACUGAGAAGCCAGAUCUGUUUUAUGUUAUCGAUCCAUUAGCGCAUAUCGCAGAGGAGGCAGAAUUACGACGUCUUAAGGAGGCGCUACGGUUGCCCGCUUCAGAUGCCGUAAAUCUAACAAAGGAGGACAUGAAGGUUUUAAGUGAAGCAAAUGAAAAGCUCAAGUGGAUGAUGAAAACUCGAUCUCGGCUUGCCGUUGCCUUGCGCAAAAAGUUGGAAGAACGAGAGCGUUUAACUGCCCGCAUGGCACGCAUGAACCUUAACAGGCACCCGUUACACCGUGUGUUACGCUGUCUCCCGGGAGAGCCUUCUCUCUUCGUCUAG